UGGGUUGAUGGCACUGGGGAUCAUAAUCCCCGUCUCUUGCAUGCCCGAGAAAUCCCAGGGAGUGGGGUUUGCCUAGGGGGCGAGGCGGGGAAGAAUGUCGCUGUUCCUUUUUCUUUUUCUGUGUGAAAUCCAGCCAGUCCCUCGUGCAUCAGCAAGUGCAAACUAGCAACAGCCUUCACAGCCCCCCUCCCAGACACUCGCUAGGUCGCCGUCAGAUCAUGAAUUAUUAGGGAAGAGUUCUAGAUUGGACUGGAGCGUUGUGCUUUUGCAGAUGCCCGGGAGACAGACGCAUGUAAAGGGGAGCAGUGUCAGCUCGGGGAGAAAAUAUUUUAUGAUUUGCUGCACUUCCUGUUAAGCGCAGCUUCUUGUUUUCAGCAGAGCCCGAUUGCGAGCAGCAUUUGCAACUCCUCCUUCUCAAGGCCGGGUGCUGCCUCCUUGAAGUCCCUGAUUAUCAUCAGCUCUGCCUGGGAUUCCGGCUUGCAGCAGGAAAGUGGAACCACAUUGCAAUGUUUGUUUGCACCACCGCCUUCUCCAGGCCUGCGUGAGUUUCUCGUAGCUCUGGCCCUGCUGAGGCUGCACAGAGGAAGAAGUCGCAUUUCAGGGAGCGCUUGCACCGCCUCCUGCUUGACAGAGGGGGACGGACCUAGUCGCAGGAUCCGGACUCCAGGGAUUGUAUUUAUUUGCAAACGGUGUCGAGCUCAACUUUUGCACCUUCCUCUUUCUCCCCAGGGCACGUGUAAUGGGGGACACGUUACUUUGCUGUGCAAAGGGAAGGAAACUUUCUCACCCACCAAGAGUCUCCGGAUAUUUUUGACCGGGCGGAAGACUUAUCAACCGAACCACAAUUUUAAGGAUGUCUCAUGAUCUUGCUCUUGGAAGAGACGGGGGCCCCUAGCAACUUUCCCAGCCCCCAUUUAAAAAACCGCAGCUGGAGAAACUCCUCCCUUCUUCCCCUUUGGUUCCCCCACCCCCUUUCUCCCCAGUUCCUGAGGGUUGGAAAACAAGCCCAGAUUGGCUGCUGGUGGUGGACAGUGGUGGGAGGUGGAAGAGGAGCCUUGCUUGGGAGCCAUCCUCGGGAGUGACGCCUUGUUGAGCGGGAUGGGAAGCACUGCCAUGGACACCAAGAAGAAAGAUGCUUCCAGCAGCGGCAGCAGGAAAGGCUCCAGCCAGAGGAGACGCAUGUUGCGAGUGCACAUCCCGGAUCUUAGCUCAUUUGCCAUGCCAUUCCUGGAUGGAGAUGUGGAGAGCUCAGACAAAAGUGCUUCUCGAAAGGUGGAAGAGAGCUACCAUAUGGGCAGCCCUUCGAAAGGCCUUUUCUCAAAAGGGCUCCAAAAUCGACCUUCCAGCCCUGUUUCUGCCCCUGUGAGAGCUAAACAUAGCCCAGGUUCACCAAAAACAGUGUUCCCCUUCCCAUAUCAGGAGUCUCCCCCACGCUCCCCACGCCGAAUGAGCUUCAGUGGGAUCUUCAAGUCCUCUUCCAAAGAAUCCUCUCCCAGUUCUAACCCGUCUACCUCACCUGGUGGCAUCAAGUUUUUCUCCAGAUCAAGAAAAACCUCCGGCCUUUCCUCCUCUCCAUCUACCCCAACACAAGUGACCAAGCAGCCGCCAUUUCCUCUUGAAUCCUAUAAACAUGAACCUGAGAGACUAGAAACCCGGAUUCACUCUUCUCCUCCGGACACAGGGCAGAGGUUUACUCUGCCUCCACCCCAAAAUGCAGCCAAGCCUCCCACGGUGAUGCCAACUCCCUGUGCUACCUCAAAAACAGCGGCGGCCGCAGCUGCGGCUUCUCCUCAGACCCCGGCCGCCUCUGAAGGGAUGCUGGAGAAACUAGAGCUCGACGAUGAAGCAUCUGAAGAAUCGGAAAGUGACAUCUAUGUGCGAUUCAUGAAGUCUAACAAGUGUUAUGACAUAGUUCCAACAAGUUCUAAGCUUGUUGUUUUUGACACUACCUUACAAGUGAAGAAGGCUUUCUUUGCCUUGGUGGCAAAUGGUGUUCGAGCAGCUCCACUAUGGGAGAGUAAAAAGCAGAGUUUUGUAGGAAUGUUAACAAUUACAGAUUUCAUUAAUAUACUGCAUAGAUACUAUAAGUCUCCAAUGGUUCAGAUCUAUGAAUUGGAGGAGCACAAGAUUGAAACAUGGAGGGAGCUUUAUUUACAAGAAACUUUUAAGCCUUUAGUGAACAUCUCCCCGGAUGCAAGCCUUGUUGAUGCUGUGUAUUCAUUGAUCAAAAACAAAAUCCACAGAUUGCCAGUUAUUGAUCCUGUCAGUGGGAAUGCACUUUAUAUACUUACCCAUAAAAGAAUCCUCAAGUUCCUCCAGCUUUUUGUGUCAGAAAUGCCAAAGCCUGCCUUUAUGAAGAAGAACCUGGAUGAACUUGGGAUAGGAACUUAUCACAACAUUGCCUUCAUACAUCCAGACACUCCUAUUAUUAAAGCCUUGAACAUAUUCGUAGACAGAAGGAUAUCUGCAUUACCAGUUGUGGAUGAGUCAGGAAAAGUUGUAGAUAUUUAUUCCAAAUUUGAUGUAAUAAACCUUGCUGCUGAAAAAACCUAUAAUAAUCUAGAUAUCCAAGUAACGCAAGCCCUCCAGCACCGUUCUCAGUAUUUUGAAGGUGUUGUGAAGUGCAGUAAGCUGGAAACACUGGAGACCAUUGUUGAUAGAAUAGUGAAGGCUGAGGUUCAUCGUCUGGUAGUAGUGAAUGAAGCAGAUAGCAUUGUGGGUAUCAUCUCCCUCUCUGACAUUCUACAAGCAUUGGUGCUCACGCCAGCAGGUGCCAGACAAAAGGAGAGUGAAACUGAGUGAACUGCUGUGAAUGUAUAAAGCUUCUAGGAGAACUUGAAUGAAGUUUCUGGGUCAAGUUUGCCUCAAGAACACUGACUGCAAUAGAAACAAGAAGAACGGUUUAUGAGAAUGUGUAUUGAAACUUAGUGAUGGGUAAUGUCUGUAUUUUCCCCCAGUGGUGUCGCAAAAAAACAGCAUGACAAAAAAGCUUAUAUGUUAAAAAAUGUAGGCUUGCAUUUCAAAAUGUCUUCAAAAUGUUUGCUGAAAGACUGUGUCCGUCAUUAAAAUGCACUGUAGUCUGAAAUUGUUUCAUUCGUAUUUGACAGAAGUCACUGAUCAGCAACAGACGUCUGACAUAAGGCAAGUGUAUGGCAUAUUCAUAUCAUAGUGCCUUAUGUCAAAUACAGCAAUAUGUCAUCAGUUGCCCAUCACUGUCAGAGGAAGUAUUGUGCUAAACAAGACACUGUAUUUGAAUGUGAAAGUUUUUAAACCUAAAACCAAAUCAGUUUCAGUUCUCAUUAGAUUUGUCAUAAAAGUUGUAAUUUGAAUAUCAGUAGAUUACUUUAAAACUUUAAUGACAGUUUCGUGUUUUUAAUAUUGCAUUCUGAACUGAUAUGUAAAACAAGACUGAUUUAAAAACAGCUUUAUUUAUUUUUACUUUCAUGGCAAUUUUUUACACAUUUUUGGUGGAUAGCUAAAAUUUCACCAUGUCCAUUAAUAACUGUUGAUUGUUAUACAAAAAAAAGGGGCAGAUUUUUCUCAUUUUUUAAACACUUGGGAGGCUGCAGAAGCCGUGGCUUCUAGAAUGAGCCCACACAUUACUUCAGUCUAAGGUUUUCAAAAGCACGUGUUGAAAAAUGUUAUUCUGUACUGUAAUAGAUAGGUACCGAGGAGAAGACUGAGUGCCAGAGAGCUAUAUAUUUUCCUGUGUACUAAAAUGUUAAAUCAUGUUGUAAGAUGCAGAUACAAUUUUUUGUAAAUUAUAAUGGAUAGAGAGUUUUCAUACAGAUGCAAAGAGUGAGGAAAGGUUUUUGCUAAUGUAAAUGCACCAUAAAGCUUAGAAAUCACACUAUAUAAUUGUAGACUUUCUUCUGCAGAUAGAAUAAAUUAAAGAAAUCUUACUAUAUCAUUUUUUCAUAGCAGUUUUGAAAAUGCCAAGUAUCUUUGCAUGUACAGAUUUUACAUGCUUCUUACAUCCUUUUUCCCACCUGGAGAUUUUAUCUUUUGUAACGUAGACAUUGACUCACCCUUAUCUCCCUUCCCUCUUUACAGGCUAAUUGUACAUUAAAGGACACUUACUUUAAAAGCAAAUGUCUUUACUUGGGUUACUGAAUAACACCUUACACUAGAAAAACUGAAUGCCCAUUCAGUCUUUCAUUUAUGGGGUGUUUCUCCAUGUCCUAUCUGGGAGAAAAUGAAAAUGAUUGAUUUGUCACUCUCUAAUUCCAAACACAGGAUGGGAAAUGUUUAAAUGAAACUGAAAACUACGUUAAUUACUUGUU
Dermochelys coriacea (leatherback sea turtle) is the source of this 4283-nucleotide messenger RNA. RefSeq names its product protein kinase AMP-activated non-catalytic subunit gamma 2 (gene PRKAG2). Lineage: Eukaryota; Metazoa; Chordata; Testudines; Dermochelyidae. The record is from RefSeq and is a predicted model, not a curated record.